This is a messenger RNA of Cherax quadricarinatus, 4789 nucleotides long. Lineage: Eukaryota; Metazoa; Arthropoda; Malacostraca; Decapoda; Parastacidae. The record is from RefSeq and is a predicted model, not a curated record.
CAUUUGAUAGAAUAGAAGAAGUAUUACAGAAAUGACUUUGAUGGAUUUUAGUACUGAAAAAAGCUUGAAAUUGAGUUCGGAGUAGUAGAAAUGUUCUGUUUUUGCUAAUAUUAGAGGGUAAACAACCACAUCACGUGUGCAAUACACAUCAGCUGGUGGGUUUAAUGUGUGCUGCUGAAUGCACUGAUAUUAUUUAUACAAUUAUUACAAUAUUGAAUAACAGUAACUUUUCUAUUUUUUGGUGUGCAUAAAAAUAAUUUUUGAAUAAAAAAUCAAAAUGAAAUUCAUCUGUAAAGCCUACAAAUGUAAUUAAUAAGUAGCAGAAAUGUUAGUUUAGUGCCAGGUUGCCUACAUUGAUUAUUCUGGAUCCUAUUUUGAAAUUGGAAUGGUUUGAAUUUUGUGUGAAAUUGGCCAUAUUACCACUUUCCAAUCACUUUAUUGGGAAGUUGAAAUAGUUGAAUUGGGCAAUUUUAUGUGCUUAAUAGAUAAUAUAGAACACAUACUAGUGAAACAGCUAAGAAUUUGGUCUUAUGGAACUAUGUAAUUGGCGAAAAACAUGACUCAAAAUGGGCAAAAUUGCCAAUACAUAAAUAUUUCUGACACAGCAAAAUUUACAAGAGUAUAACUUCAUCAUUUCUUUAUAAAAUUAUUUUAUUUUAUUACAUUCAGAAAAAGAUUAUGAUUUCCUAAGAAAAAAUAAUGUUUUUUAAAAAAGACCCUGUGUGGAAUUUUCAGACUGGGGAUUUGAACCCUCAAAGGGCCAAUAAAAGAAUACAGAGAAAUUUGUUUAAACACAAAAGCAGAUAAUAAUAGUAAUAAUAAUAAUAAUAAUAAUAAUAAUAAUAAUAAUAAUAAUAAUAAUAAUAAUAAUGUUGAGUGUGUCUGCAGUGUUCUAGUUCAUAUAUUAAUGUUUUAACGCAAAAUAAAAAUUAUGAUAGUGUUUUAACAAACAAUGUGAACUUUAUUAGUGCUCUUAAGUAGAAAAAGUUUUGCCUAAAUAAAUCUUAACAUGGGAAUAUGUUCAUAAGGAAAACCAUGUGUUCAGUGUCCAAAAUAUUUUAAAAAAUCAUGAAAUAGAGAUGUGAGUAUAUAAGGAAGAUUAACUAUACCACUGUUGUAUGACUAAAAUAUUUUAAAUGAAAUACUUUCAUUUAAAAAAAUAUGGAAAAACAUAAAGAACACAAAUCAUAUCAAUGUUCUGAGUGUCUGAAAUGUUUUAGUAAAAAUUAUUUUGUGAAACAUAUGAGAGUACAUACAGGAGAUAAACCAUAUCAAUGUUCUGAGUGUCUGAAAUGUUUUAGUGAUAAAAGUAAUCUUGAGAAACAUGUGAGAGUACAUACAGGAGAUAAACCAUAUCAAUGUUCUGAGUGUCUGAAAUGUUUUAGGGAUAAAAGUAAUCUUGAGAAACAUGUGAGAGUACAUACUGGAGAUAAACCAUAUCAAUGUGUUGAGUGUCUGAAAUGUUUUAUUGUAAAAGGCAGUCUUGUGACACACAUGAGAGUACAUAUAGGAGAUAAACCAUAUCAAUGUUCUGAGUGUCUGAAAUGUUUUAGUGAAAAAAGCACUCUUGUGAAACAUAUGAGAGUUCAUACAGGAGAUAAAUCAUAUCAAUGUUCUGAGUGUCUGAAAUGUUUUAAUCAAAAAGGCAAUCUUGUGACCCAUAUGAGAGUACAUACAGGAGAUAAACCAUAUCAAUGUGUUGAGUGUCUGAAAUGUUUUAUUGCAAAAGGCAGUCUUGUGACACACAUGAGAGUACAUACAGGAGAUAAACCAUAUCAAUGUUCUGAGUGUCCGAAAUGUUUUAGUGUAAAAAGCACUCUUGUGAAACAUAUGAGAGUACAUACAGGACAUAAAUCAUAUCAAUGUUCUGAGUGUCUAAAAUGUUUCAGUGUAAAAGGCAGUCUUGUGACACACAUGAGAGUACAUACAGGAGAUAAACCAUAUCAAUGUUCUGAGUGUCUGAAAUGUUUUAAUCAAAAAGGCAAUCUUGUGACCCAUAUGAGAGUACAUACAGGAGAUAAACCAUAUCAAUGUUCUGAGUGUCUGAAAUAUUUUAGUGAAAAAAGCGCUCUUGUGAAACAUAUGAGAGUUCAUACAGGAGAUAAACCAUAUCAAUGUUCUGAGUGUCUAAAAUGUUUUAGUGUAAAAGGCAGUCUUGUGAGACACAUGAGAGUACAUACAGGAGAUAAACCAUAUCAAUGUUGUGAGUGUCUGAAAUGUUUUAGUGUAAAAGGCAGUCUUGUGACACACAUGAGAGUACAUACCGGAGAUAAAGCAUAUCAAUGUUCUGAGUGUCUAAAAUGUUUCAGUGUAAAAGGCAGUCUUGUGAGACACAUGAGAGUACAUACAGGAGAUAAAUCAUAUUAAUGUUCUGAGUGUCUGAAAUGUUUUAAUAAAGAAAGCAGUCUUGUGACACCUAUGAGAGUACAUACAGGAGAUAAAUCAUAUUAAUGUUCUGAGUGUCUGAAAUGUUUUAAUAAAGAAAGCAGUCUUGUGACACCUAUGAGAGUAUAUACAGGAGAUAAAUCAUAUCAGUGUUCUGAGUGUCUGAAAUGUUUUAAUCAAAAAAACCAUCUUGUGAAACAUACACAAGUUCAUUCAAGAGAUAAAGCAUGUUUGUGUUUAAUGUUUCAGGAAUAUUUUAGUUACAAACUCAUCAGAAUACAGUGGACCCUCAACCAGCGAUAUUAAUCUAUUCCUGAGAGCUCAUCGUUAAUUGAAAUAAUCGUUAGUCAAGUUAAUUUUCCCAAUAAGAAAUAAUGGAAAUCAAAUUAAUCCAUGCAAGACACCCCAAAGUAUUGAGAAAAAAAAAUUUACGACAUGAAAUAUUAAUUUUAAUACACACAAACUGAAGAAGACAUGCACAGUUACAUGACACUUACCUUUAUUGAAGAUCUGGUGAUGAUUGGUGGAAUGGGAAGAGAGGAGAGUGUUGAUCUUCUUAGUGUUUAGAAGGGGAAUCCCCUUCCAUUAGCACUUGAGGUAGCAAGUCUUUUUCUGGGGUUACUUCCCUUGUUCUUUUAAUGCCACUAGGACCAGCUUCAGAGUCACUGGACUUCUGUCGCACAACAUAUCUGUCCAUAGAUACCUGUACCUCUCAUUCCUUUAUGACUUUCCUAAAGUGGUUCACAACAUUGUAACCAGUCAUAGAGAAAGUCCCUAGUGACCCAUGCCUUACUGUUUGCCCUCCACAGCACACACAAAUUAGCCUUGACAACAUUGUUUUUCCUGAACACUCUGGGAGUUUCAUAGUGAUACACCAAUAAAGGUUUCACUUUGCAAUCACCACUAGCAUUGGCACACAUCAACAGAGUAAGCCUGUCUUUCAUAGGCUUAUGUCCUGGGAGUGCCUUUUCCUCCGGAGUAAUGUACAUCCUGCUUGGCAUUUUCUUCCAAAACAGGCCUGUUUUGCCACAAUUAAACACUUGUUCAGGUUUCAGUCUUUCAUUGUCUAUGUACCCCUUGAAUUCCUGCACGUAUUUUUCAGCCACUUUUUGGUCCGAACUGGCAGCUUCACCAUGCCUUAUCACACUAUGAAUGCCACUACACUUCUUAAAUCUCUUAAACCAACCUUUGCUGGCCUUAAAUUCACUCACAUCACUAGUUGCUGGCAUUUUUUUUAAAUUAAAUCAUCAUGCAACUUCCUAGCCUUUUCACAUGAUCGCUUGAGAGAUGCUAUCUCCUGCUAUCUGUUUCUCGUUUAUCCCCUCUUCAAGGGGGGCUCCUUGGCGUGGUGAAGAGGCUCUUGGUCUGAGGAAUUAGACCUGUCGGUCUUCUUCCUCAGACCGAACCUAAUUACCCCCCAAUCUCCCCUCCCCUAUCCCAUCCUCCCCAUCCUCCCCUUUUUCCUUUCCUCCUCCUCCUCCCCACCCCUCCCUUUUGCCCUUUCUCUUUUCAGCCUUUGGGAUUUCUCCCACAGGCACGCUAGUUCCUAGGUAGGGGAAAGGAUACUGGGUUCCAUCCCAUUCCGUUGAGGUUCUUGGCAGUGGCGUAGUUUGCCGUGGAAUCUGGAUCGCCUGGGGAUGUCCCGAUCCCUCUCCGGUAUCCCGGAGUAGCUUUGGGUGUCUUUCGGGCGACGGGUGUAUCUCUGGAAGCCACCUUUCGGAUUCCGGGGGUGGUGGCCGAAGGAGGUAUGCUUUGUGGUGGAUAUCCGGCUGCCCUCUCUUUUGUCCACCGAGGUAGCUCGGCAGAUGUGAGGUUGCUAUCCCGGAUUGUUAGUUUACUAGCAUGAUGGGUAGGGUAUGGCACGGGUUCCAUGCUGCAUCUGCGCUACUUGCGGUGCUGAGGUCCUCUUAGGUGCCGAGGGAGAUUUCUGGCCCUUUCAUUCCUCCUAGGAGCUAUCCCUCCCCGGUCCCCCCUUUUUUUAUUCUUUUUUUUAUUUUUAUUUUCUUUUCUUCUUUCUUUUUUUUUUCUUAAAAACUAAAAGAAAGAAGUAACCUAACCAUGGCAGCCCUAGUCCAUGAACCUACUACCCUCGGGCCCCUUCUUGAUACCGCACCCCGUUCUGACCCCGCCUCAUCUUUGGACCACUCUUCAGACACUCCUCAUGCCUCUGUACCUCUUGCCAGUGGUGUUUCCUCACCCGCUUCAGGUACUGAGGCCUCGACUGACUCCUUCGAUUUAUUGGACCUUUGCUCUCCUCUGACUAUGCUUCCGGCCUCUCCCUCUACGGUGCGGCAAUUUUCAAAUCACCGACCUGUUCCACGUCGGACCAACUCUGGUCCCAUGCCUAAACACCACCGACAAUUACCUGCUGAUGAUACUUCUCCACCUUCUCGUUCUUCUCAGA